Molecule: messenger RNA, 392 nt
Organism: Cuscuta europaea
Lineage: Eukaryota; Viridiplantae; Streptophyta; Magnoliopsida; Solanales; Convolvulaceae
Source: the annotation of a GenBank genome assembly
CGAUAAGUCUGUGCUCUCCCGCCAGGCCGACGACAUCCUCUGCUCUAAGGUUCUGAUGGCCUCGGUUACGGCAAGCCUUGGCCUUGGCGAGCUGGUCCAGAGGAUAGAGCUGUAUGACUCGGAGAAGAAGAAAGCCGAUGAAGCAUUGGCUGAGGCCCGAAGGCAGCUCAAAGAGGCCGAGGACGCUCGCAAAGCUGAGCAAGAGGCUUUCAAUGAAAUCCUCGAGAGCUCCAAGACGGUGGCCAGGGCCGAAGGCAAGGCAGAGGCGGAGAAGGCUACGGCCGAUGCUGCCAAGAAAGCCGCGAAGGAUGCCGAGGAGGCCCAGAUUAAAGCCGUCGCCGAAGCCCGGGAUGAUGCUGUUGCCGCUUUCGCUGAGGAGGGAUGGAAUGCUC